AUGAAAAGAUUAGCACAUAGAAGAAGAGAGCCAACUUAAACUACUACUUGUGUAUUAAUUGGACAAAUUUUAGUUUAGUGAUCAUAAGACUGAAUAGGAUGAACCAAAAUAAAAAGAUGACAGACUCAAGAAUUGGAACAUUAUGUUUGGCAAUUUCUUAGGUGAAGGACUGGUUAGAUAAAAGAAAAGAAAUAAACAUAUCGAUCCUGCGUUUUUGAGAGAGGCUCCGAUCUUUUGUGGGAGUAAUGUGUACAACAGUCCUUCAGUAAGGGACAAUUUUGAAAAAUUUAUCAAAGGUGAAAUAUCAGCUUGUGAGUUUUUAACACGUAAAAAUUAGUCAGAAUUGCUUGAUCGACAAAGACCUAAUUCUCCUAAAAAAUUCAAACUUUUUAGAAUUGAUAAAGAUAAAAAUCAUGGGAACGAUAAUCCUAAGCAAUCUGGUUUCCUCAAAUUACUGAAAGACAAAUCAGAGGAAAUCUCUAAAAAAUCAAGGAUUGAAUCUAGGUUUGCUGUUUUAAGAAAUUUAAUUGAACAUAAGAUAAAAUUAAAAGAAGAGGAAGAUAUUAUAAAAAGAAGCCGGGAAUUGAAAAAUGUUGGUGUUAUCAAACAAAUGUAUGAUAUAAGUGAUGAAUAUAUCAAAUUGAUAUCUAGGAGAUAUAUGGAAAAAAAAAUAACUCCAACAAUUUAAAAAAGCAUUGUUAAAGGAAGCCAAAUUAAAUUAAUUUAACACUAAAAUCCAUAUCAAAAUUAAAAAACAGCUACAUAUGAAAAUGAAGCUAAAAACAAAUAUGAUCCUCCUACCUAAAUAUCUGCGAUCAAACUUUAAAUAAAUUAAAAAGCAAAAGAAUAUAUUGAUGAAUUACAAACUAGAGAUUUCAUUCAAAAUGAAAAAGCCAAAAAAAAAAUAUUCCAAAACUCUUAAUAUAAAAAUAUAGUUCAUUAGCAAUCUUAAUCUUUGCAUAGUCUUAGGAAUGUCAAAUAAAUAGUUCCAUUUAUUAAAUAGAACUACUUAAAAAAUCAAUAUAUAAAUAAUGAUUUAGAACUGAUUAAAUAUAUUACUGAUUUUCAAGUUGAAGAUCCUUUUCAUGAUAAAGAGAUUUAAUCUAAAGUGAGGAAGUCUUUGCUUAUUUCUGCAGGGAUAGUGCCUCACAAUUAAAUUUAAAAAGUACCUUAGAAAAUUCAUAAGCAAUCUUACUUGAAUCUAAAUGACGGGGUAUCACAAAAAUCUUCGAGAUCAAUUAAUGAUUCUUUAAAUUCGAUGUACGAAUUUAAUGUAGACUCAUUAUAUAAUUAAAGCAUAACUUUACAAAAUAAAUUACUGGAAAAAUAGCCUGAAGGUUUUAGUAAAACUAUAAGAUCAAUCCAAAAGAAUGAAUCCAUCAAGAGGUAAAUACUCUAUUAAUAAUUUAGGGAAAUCAUUUAAAGAAAUGUCUAGAAAUUAGAGGGUCUCAAGAAACUGAAAAUUGGUGAAUGA
Paramecium octaurelia is the source of this 1474-nucleotide messenger RNA. Lineage: Eukaryota; Ciliophora; Oligohymenophorea; Peniculida; Parameciidae. The record is from the annotation of a GenBank genome assembly.